AAAACUAAUAACAAUACUGUCGUGUCUGUUUUCUGCGCGUUUUGCGAACGGAUUUUCGCCUUUGUUUUUUUGUUUAUCGCGGCCAUCGUGACCAAUAGCAAUUGCAGGGCAAUGCAUUAACUAAUUGGUCAAGCGUGACGAGUGUCAACGUCAACCUGUGUGUCCACCGUGGCCACCUACAGAGGAAGGAAUUCGCCAUGAAACAGCUAUCAAUUUAACUAUUGCCUACCCAGUUUCACUCCCCAACCAAAAUAAUCAAAGAGGAAAGACCAGACAGCGCUGAGAAGCUGUCUAGCCACUCAAGUACACAUUAAAAUCAACCAGAAUCAGCUCUAACUAAAGGAGAAACUCAACACUCAACCCGGAGAUCACGAGUCAAAGAUCUAAAAUCAAAGCAACAGAAAGGCGUACAUUUUUUUCGGUACUCCUUCGAGCUGUAUCCUUUCCCUCCAGGCACCAAACAUCAAACACCAGCUCUGUCCACAGCUUCAGAUACACAACCUACUCCAACGACCUACUUCUUCGUAACGAUCGAGAGAGAGAGAGACAUAAGGAGGUGUGCAAAUUACAGAGAGAGAGAGAGAGAGAGAGAGAGUACUGAGAGAGACGAAGAAGGAGUGAGAUAGAGGAGGAGCAGGAGGACGACUCAUGUUAGAAAAAUGAAAAAGUUCACAUUCAAGGGAGUUCUAGAUGGAUUUCGACAAAGCGUUCAGCCCCAAGCCACACGACAGGAGCAGGAGAUCCAAGAGCAGCUCAAGGCCGAUCAUUUCACAUUGAAGAAAACCUUUCGCCAUGGCUUUCCGUACUCGCCCACAUCCUUUGCCUUCGAUCCGGUGCAGAAACUAAUAGCAAUUGGCGACAAAUCGGGCUACAUUCGCAUAUUGGGAAAGCCUGGCGUCGAUGCCCAUGCCAAACACGAGGGCGAAUCCGAGUGCGCCGUACUCUUUUCCCAGUUCCUGGUCAACGAGGGGGCCCUGGUCACCGUCACCGCCGAUGACACCAUACACUUGUGGAGCAUACGCCAAAAGACGCCGCGCAUUGUGCAAAGUCUAAAGUUUCAGCGGGAGCGCGUGACUUGCAUACACUUGCCCGUGGGCAGCAAAUGGCUGUACGUGGGCACUGAGAAGGGAAACAUACACGUUGUUCACAUAGAUACAUUUGCACUUAGUGGAUAUAUUAUUAACUGGAAUAAAGCAAUUGAAGUGGUUAGAACUAGUCAUCCAGGUGCUGUGAUUGCGUUAUGUGAUAAUCCAUUGGAUGCAAACAAGUUGCUUAUUGCAUUUGAGUGUGGGCUGCUUGUGUUGUGGGAUCUGAAAGCGAAAUGCGCUGAGAUACGAUGGCAGGCGGCUGAGGCUGUCAAGUCCCUGGCCUGGCACUACGAGGGCAAGUACUUUGUAUCAUCGCACACGGAUGGCUCCAUUUGCUCGUGGCCCACCAGGCCACAGCCCAAGCCGCAGUCGCAGGUGUGUCCGCACGCAAAAAUCAACAAAGAUGGCAACGCGGAGAAGUGCAAACCGAUCUAUAAAGUUGACUUGAAGUCCAGCACAACUGGUGAAACUUUCACAAUUUUCUCUGGUGGCAUGCCGUCGGAAAAGGGCUCAAAGUCAAAUUGCAUCACCGUGAUGGUCGGCAAGGCCACAACGGUGCUGGAAAUGGAGCAUGCUGUAUGCGAUUUCAUCACCCUCUGCGAGAAUCCCUGGCCAUGCGAGACCCAGGAGCCCUAUGCAAUAGCUGUGCUACUUCAAUACGAUUUAGUAUUAAUAGACUUAUUAACACCCGGUUUUCCAUGUUUUGAAUCGCCUUAUCCAAUGGACUUACACGAAUCACCUGUUACAUGUUGCACAUAUUUAACCGAUUGCCCAUCGGAUUUGGUUCCUGCAUUCUAUUCGGUUGGUCGGACAACGACAAGUAAAAAAAGUUGCUUCUCGGAGCGUGAGUGGCCAAUAUCGGGCGGAGAGUGGUCGCCGGCGUCGUGCAGCUACUCGGAGAUUGUCAUCACCGGACAUCAGGAUGGUAGCCUCAAGUUCUGGGACUCGGGUGCCGGCACACUUCAGAUACUCUACAAGCUGAAGACGGCCAAAAUGUUCGAGAAGCCGCGCACACACGCGGCCCAGGCCCACGCGGAUGCUGACAAUCCGCUGGCCGUGCAUCUGAUAUUCCUCUGCUCGGAGUCGCGACGCCUCUGUGUGGCCGGUGCCAUGGGGCAGGUGAUGUUGUUUAAGUUUCGCAAGGUCGAGUCCACAUCGGAGGUCCUGGUGCUGGAGAUACCCAUACUCUAUGAGAAUUUUGAUGACAUUUAUGGCACCAGUCCCGAAUGCGAUUUCCUAACUGGCCACCAGGUGCAGAAAACGGAAUCCAGUGACUCGGACAAGACGACGGACUGCUCGUUGAAGGUCCGCUUUGGGGCACAGCGUAAGCCGCCGGGCUUUCAGUCGCAGCUGGUGUGCCUCACCACUGGACCCAAUCGCCGGAAUGUUCAGGUCACAUCGCUGUGCAUCAGCUCCAGUUAUGGCCUAAUGGCUUAUGGUACCGAAUAUGGACUUGUCAUAAUUGAUAUAAUCCAAAAAAUUUGCCUCUUGAGUGUUGCAUGCCCCGAUCUGUAUGGCGCACAUGAUCCUUACUCGCGAACACCAAAAAGUCCGAAACGCAUUGAGAAUAAAGAGGAGCAGAGCCGUUCGCCCAGCUCAGAUCAGCUGAACGACACGACUAGCCCGGACAGUCCAUCGAUCGAGUUUAUGCCCGAGGCGAUCGAGGCAUAUGCCACGGGUGCAGCCGCAACACCAGCGGCGGCGGCCAACGAGUCCUCGAGCACCUCGCGACCCACCUCCCCCAGCAGCGGUCCCGAUUCGGCGGCAGCACCACCAGUUUCAGGGUCAGGCACCGGCACCGGCACAGGGACUGGGACUGGGACUGGGACCAUCGCCCAGCCUCAGGUGAUCAACAGCAGCCGGGAGACGCUGCUGAGUGGCUCGGCGGCGAGUACAGCCGCGAGUGCGGCGAAUGCCACCGCCAUGGCCAUGGCCAAGAGUCCACUGCGCGAAGAGGUGAUGGCGGCGGCGGCUCCCAAGGAGCUGCAGGAUCGACGCAAGUCAAUGUCCUGGAAAACGUUCAAUUUGAAGCGUCAAUUAUCGAAAGUCAAUAUGAAGAUCGGCGGCCUCAAUGUCAACACCGAUCUCGAGUCCAUCAGGAACACUUCAAUUUUCUAUACCCCCAAGGAGAGCUCCCCGGAGGGUGCCGGCGAGGAGCCAAGUGCGGCCACAGUCGCUGCUGAGGCCCUCGAGUGCCGCGAGGAGGAUGCAGGCCUGGCGGCGGCCAGCAUGGCGCUUAGUAGCGAUGAGCCCGAACUCCCAUUGCCAUCGUCCUCUUCGGCGAUGCGCGGCAAGUUCCGCUCCUCCACCACGGACUCGCCGGACGGUGGCUACAGCGGCGAGACUGCUGCGGCGGGCAGCGGCAAGCGCGUGGACUUUGAGCAGCAAUUGAAUAGUGGGGCCGAGGGCGGCGAGCGGCCCAAUAACUUGCCCCUCUCCGGUGAGUCGCAGGCACCGAUAAAGCCAUCGCGGCAGCGCUUCAAGGAGAAGUCCCGCGACCAGCGCCUGCUCUCCGUGCCGAACAUCAAGUAUCAGCCGCGCGACCUGCGCGGCGGUGUGCGGGCCAUCAAGAACGACGUGUCGCCGCUGAUGGGCGGCAAUGUGAGCAAGAAGAUGCAUAAAUUGGAUGGAACUUUCUCAAGAUCCAGAUCAUCGUCAAUGUCCAGCAUUGAUAUGUCUUCCUCGGAAUCUGUUACCUGUUUAGCAUUCAUUGAGAGUUAUGCAAAACGAAAUGAUAUUUUGACACUUGUUCCUACUUUGUGGAUUGGAACUAGUUUCGGUUCGAUACUGACCUUGUUCAUCACCAUGCCGGAGCGAGAUGUGCGCAAGUCUCAGCCAGUAUUGAUCACAAUAAAUGGCGGACCCGUGGUUCGACUCAAAGGCUCCAUAACUUCCAUGUCUUUUUUAGACUCAUACGGCUCGAUCAUACCCUUUACAUUUGAGACCUGGCGUGACGAGAAGCGGGACAAGACAGAUCGCACACCCACUAAGAGCAGCAGCCGCACCAGUCCCACAUUCACACCAACAACUGCCAAUACAAUAUCAAACACUUCGGUCGCUGGCGGCGUGGCGGGGGGUAGUGCUGGUGGCGGCGGCGGCGGCAGUGCCAGUGGCAGCAGCGGUGGCGGUGGCAGCGGUGGAGCAACUGCAGCAUCAGCAGGAGCAGCAGCCGCAGCAGCAGGCGGAGGAGGAGGCGGAACCGCUGGCACUGCAGCUGGCAGUGGGGCUGCGGGCAGUGGGGGCGCAGGUGGCACAGGUGCGGGCAGCAGUGGCGGUGGCGCCGUCGGUGGCAUGAUCAGUAGCAGCGCCAGCCCAAGCAGCAGCGGCAUCAGCGGCAGCAUCAGCACCGGCCUGGAAACACUCACCGAUCGACAAUAUAUCGUUAUUGCAAGCGAGAAACAAACAAAAGUCUUCGAUGUGGCCAAUCAGUGCUGCAUCAAUCGCAUACAAUUAUCGGAAAUGGAUUUUGCAGUCAAGGCAGAAACUAUCACGAUGAAGGAUGGCUCUUGCUUAGCAACCUAUCUUUCGAAUGGCCAUCUAAUGGUACAUAGUCUUCCUAGUCUAAAACUGUUAUUGGAUACUGAUUUCUUACCGCUUAUGGAGUUAAGUUUUCAAACAAAAUGUAAACAGGGAAUUGUGGAUCCAAUGCUCUCGAUAUGGGGUCAACAGAUCAUUGUUCAUGAAGACACAACUCAAAUAUCAAAAAUAUUUUGCUUUAGUCAUAAAGGUCAUGGAUUGUACAUGGCAUCGCCCACCGAAAUUCAAAAAUUCACGAUAUCAUCGGAAUUCUGUCAAUUUAUUUUGGAGAUGAUGGGUGAACUUUAUACGGUACACGAAAUGCCCGAGCAACCGAAGGAGAGUUUCUUUAAGGGUCUGUUUGGCGGCGGGUCCAAGCAAUUGGAUCGCGAGGAGCUUUUUGGCGAGCAGAGCGGGAAAGCAAAUCGUUCGGUUGCACGGCAUAUACCCGGACCCAAUUUGGAGCAGCUCGGCACACGUGCUUCCACGGCCGCAUCGGAGAUUAGUCGGGCGCACCAGCUGGCCAUGGAGCGCGGCGAGAAGCUCAAUAUUUUGGAGGAGCGCGCCGAGCGUAUGGCCAAUACAGCUCAAGAUUUCAGCGGUACAGCGCAUCAAUUAAUGCUUAAAUAUAAAGACAAAAAGUGGUAUCAGUUGUAAAAUAUCUAUUUUAGGAGCCAAUUCUACCACAGUUAUUGUAAUAUUGCUUUUAUAACACUUUCUACUACAUUACGAGUAAAGUACACUUAUUUAA
This is a messenger RNA of Drosophila subobscura, 5355 nucleotides long. RefSeq names its product syntaxin-binding protein 5 (gene Tomosyn). Gene Ontology annotation, biological process: regulation of exocytosis; regulation of protein secretion. The transcript has 23 exons. Gene Ontology annotation, cellular component: SNARE complex; cytoplasm; plasma membrane. The record is from RefSeq and is a predicted model, not a curated record. Lineage: Eukaryota; Metazoa; Arthropoda; Insecta; Diptera; Drosophilidae. The coding region runs from base 660 to 5261 and encodes 1533 amino acids. Gene Ontology annotation, molecular function: myosin II binding; GTPase activator activity; syntaxin binding.